UCCAGCAGCCAUUGCGUGCCUAGCUCUGAGUGUAUACAACAUACCACGCCUCCAGGCAUCCUGCCUGCCCAGCGAUCACUCUCAGAACUACACUUCCCAAUGUUCCUUGCGUGGCACGUGAUGCUCUGUCCUCCUUGGGCGCGGGGAGAGCAGUUGCUACAGCAUUGCUCCACUUUCUCUGAUCUGGUCCUGGACCCAGCCCCAGAGUUAGAACUGACUCCACCAUGGAAGAGGCCGACCGAAUCCUCAUCCAUUCCUUGCGCCAGGCGGGCACGGCAGUCCCUCCAGAAGUGCAGACUCUGCGAGCGUUCACCACGGAGCUGGUUGUAGAGGCUGUGGUCCGAUGCCUUCGAGUGAUCAAUCCUGAUGUGGCCUCUGGCCUCAGCCACUUGCUGCCACCAGCCAUGUCUGCCCGGUUCCGCCUGGCCAUGAACCUGGCUCAGGCCUGCAUGGACCUGGGCUAUCCCUUGGAGCUUGGCUAUCAGAACUUCCUCUAUCCCAGUGAGCCUGACCUCCGAGACCUGCUUCUCUUCUUGGCUGAGCGGCUACCCACUGAUGCCUCUGAGGAUGCAGACCAGCCUGCAGGUGACUCGGCUAUUUUCCUCCGGGCCAUUGGGAGCCAAAUCCGGGACCAGCUGGCCGUGCCCUGGGUCCCACCUCUCCUUCGAACCCCCAAGCUGCAACGCCUCCAGGGUUCCGGCCUCCAGCACUCGUUCCACACGAGCAGGUUGGUUCUGUCUGAACUGAGUUCCAGAGGAGAGCCACGGGAGUUCCAGGCAAGUCCUCUGCUGCUACCAGCCCCCACCCAGGUGCCCCAGCUGAUGCGGAGGGCAGCCUCCCUCCUCGAACAUCACGCCGUCCAGCUCUGCCAGCCUGUGAACAGGGACAGCCCAGGAGAUGAAGACCGAGUGUGCUGGGCACACCGCCUCCAAACCCAGGAGGAUUCCCGGGCUCCACAGCAGCGACUGUACAAGCAGCUGGCUGAACAUCUGCGUCAAAGCUGGGGCCCACUUGGAGCCCCGACACAAGUCCGAGAUCUAGGAGAGAUGCUACAGGCCUGGGGUGCUAGGGAUAAGACUAGUACCCCCAAAGGCUCCCGCUUCACCCAUUCAGAGAAGUUUACCUUCCAUGUGGAGCCCCAGGUCCAGGCCACCCAGGUACCAGACGUACCAGCUACCUCCCAGAGGCCUGAACAGGACACACGGGCAGCUCAAGAGCAGGAGUUAGAGUCCCUUCGGGAGCAGCUGGCAAGUGUGAACCACAACAUUGAGGAGGUUGAAGCUGACAUGAAGACCCUGGGAAUGAACCUUAUGCAGGUGGAAAGCGAGUGUCGACAAAGUGAAGUCAGCGUGGCUGAGCAGGAGCAGGCCCUCCGCUUGAAGAGCAGGGCGGUGGAAUUGCUGCCUGACGGGGCCGCCAACCUCGCCAAGCUGCAGCAUGUGGUGGAGAGCAGUGCCCAGCGGGUUAUUCAUCUAGCAAGUCAGUGGGAGAAACAUCGAGUCCCGCUUCUUGCCGAGUACCGCCACCUCCGAAAACUCCAGGACUGUAGGGAGCUGGAAUCAUCUCGACGGCUGGCAGAAAUCCAGGAGCUGCACCAGAGUGUUCGAGCAGCUGCAGAAGAGGCUCGCAGGAAGGAGGAGGUCUAUAAGCAGCUGGUGUCGGAGCUGGAGAGUCUGCCAAAAGAUGUGUCCCGGCUGGCCUAUACCCAGCGCAUCCUGGAGAUUGUGGGCAACAUCCGGAAGCAGAAGGAAGAGAUCACUAAGAUCUUGUCGGACACAAAGGAACUUCAGAAGGAAAUCAACUCUCUCUCUGGGAAGCUGGACCGGACAUUUGCAGUGACUGAUGAGCUCGUGUUCAAGGAUGCUAAGAAGGAUGAUGCUGUUCGGAAAGCUUACAAAUACCUAGCGGCCCUGCAUGAGAAUUGCAGUCAGCUCAUCCAGACCAUUGAGGACACAGGCACUAUUAUGAGGGAAGUUCGAGACCUUGAGGAGCAGAUUGAGACAGAGAUGGGCAAGAAGACUCUGAGCAACCUGGAGAAGAUCUGUGAGGACUACCGAGCCCUUCGCCAGGAGAAUGCUGGCCUCUUGGGCCGGGUCCGGGAGGCCUAGAGCCCUGAUGGAGGUCUCCUAGCCACAGGCACGAAUUUGGGGGUGCUGGAGACAGUGCCCAAGCACUUGUUCCAGCACUGCCUUCUGCUUGGCAUCUACUUUUUCCUGCUGGCAUCUUAAACCCAGGUGCCUGCUUAUCUGGUCCCAUCUUUCUUUGAUCAGGGUGAUUGUCUAGCUUGGCCACGGUUUAUUGGAUGGGCACUGGGGGCCAGGGGGCUUGGAUCCCAAAUAAAAGAGAAAUUCUUCUGUG
Peromyscus leucopus (white-footed mouse) is the source of this 2358-nucleotide messenger RNA. It is a transcript of the gene Ccdc22, whose product is annotated as coiled-coil domain containing 22. The record is from RefSeq and is a predicted model, not a curated record. Lineage: Eukaryota; Metazoa; Chordata; Mammalia; Rodentia; Cricetidae. The transcript is spliced from 17 exons. The coding region runs from base 225 to 2108 and encodes 627 amino acids. Gene Ontology annotation, biological process: positive regulation of ubiquitin-dependent protein catabolic process. Gene Ontology annotation, molecular function: cullin family protein binding.